ACUUUUAGGGGCUUUCCGGCCGUUCGGUUUUUUUUUUUUUCUUUCCAUCCCCUCGGAAGGGGCUCGGAGCCCCCGGGAUCAUGGAGGGGGCGGCGGGCGCGGAGCGCGGCGGGCGCCGUUGAACCGGAGCCGGUCGCGGCGCACCGGAGCCCCAUGAGCGGCUGAGCGGGGCCGGGCGCCCACCGCCCGUCCAUGGGCGCGCUGGAGCCGCUCAGCGGACCCCCCCGCGCCGCCCUCCCCAUGCUGAGCGGCGCCUCUAAAGAGCCCCCCCGGGAGCCCCCCGCUUAUUACAGCGAAGCGGGGGCUCCGGAGCUCGGCUCCCCCCCGCUGCCCUACGGAGCUCCCGCAGUAGCGGGCGGCCGCUUCCUGGGGCCGUGCCCGAGCUACCGAGCCCCGCCGCCCGCUCCGACCGCGGGGAGCGCUUAUGGGGCGGCGGCGGCGGCGGUGGGAGAGGGCUAUGCGGGCGCGGAGCUGUACGAGGGGCCGUACGGUCCCGGAGGAACACCGGCGCUGUGUCCCCGAGCCGGACCGCUGUGCGCGCUGCCCGGAUACCGAGCGGCCGGGAAGGUGCAGGUGAUGCUCAACAAUUUCCCGCUGUGGGCCAAAUUUCACAAACAUCAGACCGAGAUGAUCAUCACCAAACAGGGCAGGCGCAUGUUCCCGUUCCUCAGCUUCAACCUGUCAGGACUCAACCCCGUGGCCCAUUACAGUGUGUGCGUGGAUGUCGUGUUGGUGGACCAGCACCAUUGGCGUUACCAGGGCGGCAAGUGGGUGCAGUGCGGCAAGGCUGAGGGCAGCAUGCCAGGGAACCGCCUCUAUCUGCACCCCGACUCGCCCAACACCGGCGCGCAUUGGAUGCGCCAGGAGGUUUCCUUUGGGAAGCUGAAGCUCACCAACAACAAGGGCGCAUCCAACAACGUCGGGCAGAUGAUCGUGCUGCAGUCGUUGCAUAAGUACCAACCACGGCUGCAUGUGACGGAGGUGAAGGAGGGGGAGGGCGAAGCUGCGUACCCCUCCCCACAUACCCACACCUUCGCCUUCCCUGAGACACAGUUCAUUGCUGUCACUGCUUACCAGAACGCCGACAUCACUCAGCUGAAGAUCGACCACAACCCCUUCGCCAAAGGCUUUCGGGACAACUUUGACUCGAUGUAUGGAGCCUCAGAAGGCGACCGCCUGACCCCCUCCCCACCGGAUGGCUCCGGCUGCCCCCAGCUGCUGCCGAGCCCCCGCUUUCAGCCCUUCCUGCAGGAGCAGUACCCGCUGCCCCCAGGGCGCUUCUUCAAUGGGGAACGGGGUCCCCCCCUCCCCCUACCCCCCAAGGACCCCCCCCGAUGGUACUUUGCCCCCCAGCAGCCGCCCACCACGGCGAUGGAGUACAGCGGCUAUGAGGGGGGGUACAGCGGGGGCAAGCUGGUGCCCUAUGGGGUGAAGCCCUUUGCUCUGCCACCCGCCACCCAUCCACCCCUGCCGUAUUACCCCGAGGGGCCGGGGGCGUUCGGGGGGCCGGGGGGGACCUGGGGGGGCACGGGGCAGUACGCACACAAGGGCAGCCCCGGGGCCCUGGGCUGGUACCGGGAGCCUCGUGAGGAGAAAGGCAAGGAGGAGGGCUGGCCCCCCGAGCCCCCUGCCGUCAAGCCGGGUGAUGCCGCCGAGCCGGGGCUGUACGAGGGGGGGUGCAAGCGGCGCCGUGUGUCCCCCUACCCCUCCAGCACUGAAAGCUCGCCCCCCGCCCGCAACGGGGACCUCUACGACAAGGAGCCGGGCACCGACAGCGGCUACUACGGCUUCUAUGGGAACUGAGUUGCGGGGGGGGGGGGUUCGGACCCCCCCAUCUCAAGCACCCCCAGGAAGGGUUGGGUAUCUCAGAGCCACCCCCUGGGGCUGGAGCUGAGCCCAGUGCAGGGUAU
Molecule: messenger RNA, 1910 nt
Organism: Phasianus colchicus (ring-necked pheasant)
Lineage: Eukaryota; Metazoa; Chordata; Aves; Galliformes; Phasianidae
Gene: TBX21
Product: T-box transcription factor 21
Biological process (GO): positive regulation of DNA-templated transcription; cell fate specification; regulation of transcription by RNA polymerase II
Cellular component (GO): nucleus; chromatin
Molecular function (GO): RNA polymerase II cis-regulatory region sequence-specific DNA binding; DNA-binding transcription factor activity, RNA polymerase II-specific
Source: RefSeq, a predicted model, not a curated record